Molecule: messenger RNA, 2805 nt
Organism: Micromonas commoda
Lineage: Eukaryota; Viridiplantae; Chlorophyta; Mamiellophyceae; Mamiellales; Mamiellaceae
Exons: 1
Coding region: 1-2805 (934 amino acids)
Source: RefSeq, a predicted model, not a curated record
AUGGGGCGCCUCCUGGACGGCCUCACAGAUGCGGAGUACAACCCGCACAGCGCCGUGUGCAAGCUCCCGCAGCCCUUCCGCAUGCUCGACAAGCUCCUCUCGAGGCUCGUGGACGACGCCGUGAACUUGGCGGUCGAGCGCGACGAGGCGAGGCUCGCCGCGAGGGGCAUCGCCGAGGGGACCGAGGUGUUGACGCCGUCCAGGGUGGUGCCGGACGUCGGCGGCGUGACGUGCGUCGCGGCUUCCGCCGACGGCGCGUGGGUGUUCGCCGGGAACGACGAGGGCGAGCUCGUCGUGGUCAACGCCUCGUCGGGAUCCGUGGCGAGCAGGACGAGGGUGCUGGCGGGUUCGAUCGCGGCGGUGGACGCCGUGGCGGUGGAUCCGCCCCCGCCGCCGCCUCCCAGGCCGCCCACGCCCCCUCCCGAGGACACCGCGAGGGAAGGGGACGAAGGGGCGGAAGGUGCCGACGCCGAAGGUGCCGACGCCGAUGCGGACGGGCCCGAGGAGGAGGUGGAGAAGGAGAAGGAGGAGGAGGCUCCGCCGGGAGACGGGGACGACGAGGGAGGCGCCGUCGCCCUCGCCGGGCUCGCCCUCGACGACAUCGCCGCCGCCGCCGGUGGCUUAUCCCCGGCGGACCUCCGCCCGCUCUACCUCGUCGCCGUCGCCGGCGUCGGAGGCGACGUGGUCGUCGUCGCGGUUGAUCCAAUCGAGGGGAAGAUCCCAUCGGAGCGAUCGUCGACGCCGGUGGUCGCCGCCGGUGACGCGCCGGUGACGCGCCGUUCGGACGAGACGAACGACGGUGACGGCACCCUCGGCACCCUCGUGGCGACCGCGCGGUUCUCCCCCGACGGCACCGCGCUCGCGGUGACGUGCGGCGGCGGCGCGCUCGCGGUGUACGCGAUCGCCAAGCCGCCUGUGGAGGCGUUUAUCGUCUCGAAGGACGACGAAACAACGACGAAAGGGGAAGAGGCGAAGAGGAGCGGAGACGGGGAGGGCGACGACGCCGCGAAGGAAGACGACGCGAAGGAAGGCGAGGAAGAAGACGCCGGGAAGGGAGAGGAAGGGGUCGCGGAGGGAGAGGCGGGUGAGGGAAAGUCCGACGUCGACUUUGUCGCCGCGGCGGCGAAGGCGCCGAGGCUCACGGUGCUGACGUGGCUCCCCGCCGACGCCGCCGCGCGGUCAUUCGGACCGUUCCGUCGGGAGGGCGGUGACUCACCGGGCGGUGACUCACCGGGCGGUGACUCACCGGGCGCCGCAAACGCGGAUCCGAGCGACGUCGGGCGCGUGGGCGCGCCGACGCUCCACUUCCGACUCACCGGCGGCCGCGCGGACGCGGCGUUCGUCACGUGGCGAGGCGUCAAUCGGCUCGCGAUGUUCCAGCUCACCGGCGCGACGAACGCGCCCUCGCGGCUGGCGGUGGUUCCGACGCUGCGGGGGGAGAGCCGGGGGGCGGAGGAGGAGGUGGCGGGGUCGGACUCGGGGUUGGACGGACCGCCCGUCGCGACAGCCCCGGCGGGGGACUGGACCCUCCCGUUUCCCAUCUCCGCCUCCGCCUCGGGCGACGGCGGCGCCCUCCUCGCGCUCGCCAUGAUCGACGGCUCCGUGGUUCUCUUCAACGCCAGGCUGGGCGCGGUGGCCAAAACGUUUCGGCGAAUCGGAAAUUACGGUCCGGGCCUCGACGGCUACGACCCGACCGCGCCGCCAGCUGUGCACGUCGACGACAGCUGUGUCUCGGAACGGACGGCGAACACGCCGUUGGCGAUCGCCGCGCUCUCCUUCUGGACGGGGGACACGAGCGACGAACGACGCCGCUCGCUCGUCGCCGCCACCGAAGCCGGCUGGUUGGCCGUCUUUGACCUCGACGCGGCGAGCUCGAGGGCGGACGUGAACCCCUCGCCGGUCACGAUCCGGCCCAGGGGCGACGCGAGGGUGCCCACGGCGGGGCUGACGUGUCAAACGGCCGGGUCGCUGGCGUUCGCGUGCGGCGUGGAGCCUUUCGCGUCGAAGGAGGGGAGUUUAGGAGAGGAUGGCGACGACGACGAAAACGAAAACGAAAACGAAAACGAACGGGAAGACGGGGAGAACCGCGAGGACGACGCCUCCGCCGAGAAGCGCUCGCCCGAGACGGAGGAGGCCUCUGCUCGGGACGACGGGGACGUGGGAAAGGCCGCCGCCACUCGCUGGUUCUUCCGCCUCGUGGACGUCACCGGCGGCGAAGGGUCCGACCUCCCCGCAGCGCUCGAUCCCCCCGAGGGUCACGCGUUUGCGGUGAGCCCCGCGGGAAUCGUCGUGCACGCCUUCGCGGGGGGGAACCUGGCGGUGGUGGGAUCGAACGAACUCCCAAGGCCGGCGAAGGGUCCGACGCCCGACCCGGGCGCCGCGGAGGAGGAGGGAGGAGACGCAGGUGGGACGGACGCGGCGGAGGGGGGUGGCGCCGCGGAGGAGGGCGGUGACUCACCGGAGAACUCGCGUGGGGUCGCCACUCGCCUGUGCCUGUACGCGCUGCCAACGCGAGGGGAACGAAAGCCUCCAUCCGGCGUCCCUCCGCGUCGCGUCAGCGAGGUUGAGCGCGCGUCUCUCACUCCGAAAGGGGCGAACCUGGCGGCGGCUCGGGCGCUCCAUCCGCCAGAUGUCGUCGGCGUCGUCCUCGCCAGGCUUCGCGCCAGUCGCGGCGGCGCCGAGGAGCGGUCGAAGAGGAUGCGGUGGCGGCACGACGAGAUCCUCGGGAAGCUCAGUCGCGACGCGAAGGUGGCGGCGAUGAGCGCCGUGGUCGAUAAGAGGUUCGCGCUCGGGCCCGCGCGGUGA